Molecule: messenger RNA, 6297 nt
Organism: Syngnathoides biaculeatus (alligator pipefish)
Lineage: Eukaryota; Metazoa; Chordata; Actinopteri; Syngnathiformes; Syngnathidae
Product: zinc finger protein OZF-like
Exons: 3
Coding region: 941-2506 (521 amino acids)
Biological process (GO): regulation of transcription by RNA polymerase II
Cellular component (GO): nucleus
Molecular function (GO): DNA-binding transcription factor activity, RNA polymerase II-specific; RNA polymerase II transcription regulatory region sequence-specific DNA binding
Source: RefSeq, a predicted model, not a curated record
UUGCCCACCCCUGCCACUGAGCUGAACGCGUAGGCGGAAAGUGUGCGAGCAGUAAUGUCCCUCAUUCACAUGUCGUUCACAGGUUCUCCCGUGAGUUCGAUGCAUUCCGAUAUCUCGGGGGAAAAAAUAGCAUAAAUAUGAGGGGUGGUGGCGGCGGCGGAGGGUGUACUCCGAAAAACAGGGGGGAAAUAGUCGUUAAAACAGGACAACAAAUUGGGGAGAUAAACAGAAAAUAAAAACGGAUUUAAAAAAAAUCCAAUGCAACACGCUUCAGCAGAAAAUCGCACGAAAGAAUGGAUGCUGAUCCAGAACUGGCCCGUUUCAAGAUUGUCUUGAUAUGCUUAGGGUCUUGUGAUGAUGAUUUAGUUCUCUCGCCGCCCGCUACCGCCUGAGUUCACGUCCGGGUCAGGGAACCCAAAUUCUUAAACCUGUUUGGUCAAGUGUUGUUGAACAUUGACAAUGAUCUGGGUUGACUUCCUGAGUGGGUUCAUCGCUCACUGCACCACGCCACCUGGAGUCGAAAGAAAGGCUUUUAUUUUGAAUGGGCUGCAGCGGUGAUCUGUUGCCUUAAAUAUUUGUAGCGCAAGUGAUCCUGGGCAAUAGAUUUCUUUUUCUUUCUAGCUAUGCGGUAGGAGACUCGAUAGGCUUUCGUAAAUCUUCCUGAAUUUAGAUCGACUUUUGUGGAUCCUCGACGCGGGACGCCCCUGAUCACUACUUUAGUGGACCAAAACACCUUUCAUGCAAUCUUCGUGUCCGGUUGGAAUCGUCUCGUGCACGCUCAAGCUUCUCGACAUAGCUGAGCUUGCAAACAAAAAGACGUGUUUGUGAUCAACACUUCGCUGAGCAGAGCUCAAGAUUGAGGUAGUCUUUCCGCCACCGACUGGUAAGGAUUGACAAGACUGACAUUAAGAGCAGAAAGUGUUGUGAUCGUCCUGUGAAAAUGUGUGCAAGAACGUCAGAAAAGUACAAGGAAGAAGUUUGUGGACUAGAAAAGGAGGAGAAGCUACAACGUCAACUAUUGGACGCUGUGUUCAAUCUGCAGCCUCGAAUUGUCCUACGCAGAGCAGACAUCAUUGAAAAACCUGAACUAGAGUGGCAGCAGCCAGUGUCCCCUCACAUCAAAGAGGAGGGUGAAGAGGUUAAAUGCAUCAAAGAGGGGGAGGAAGAGUUCCUACACAUGAAAGAGGAAAAGCAGGAGGAAAUCAUCCAGGUUCCAUCAACUGGUGUCUAUUUGAAGAAUGAAGAAGGUCAAAGUGAGGAGAGACGACGAGCGGACCCUCCAAGGACGAACAGCUCAAGUGAUGGAGACCACUGUGGAGGAUCACAAACAGAUGAUGAUGAUGAACAGUCGGAAGGUCAUAGGACAUGCCAUGUUGCCAACAAAUGCUGGAAAUGUUCUCACUAUAGGAAAAUUUUAACUUCUAUGGGCAAUUUUAAAAAACACGUGAAAAUACACACAGGAAAGAAGCCUUUUACAUGCUCAGUUUGUGGUCAAAGAUUCACUCAGAAGGUAAACCUAAAAUUACACAACAGAACGCACACUGGUGAGAAACCUUUUUCCUGUUCAGUUUGUGGUCAACGAUUCACUCAGAAGGAACACUUAAAAAGGCACACAAGAACACACACUGGUGAGAAACCUUUUUCCUGUUCAGUUUGUGGUCAACGAUUCACUCAGAAGAGUUACUUAAAAAGUCACACAAGAACACACACUGGUGAGAAACCUUUUUCUUGUUCAGUUUGUGAUAAACGAUUCACUCAGAAGAGUUACUUAAAAAAACACACAAGAACCCACACUGGAGAGAAGCCUUUUUCCUGCUCGGUGUGUGGUGAAAGAUUCUCUUGCAAGCAAACCUUAAAAGUACACACAAGAACCCACACUGGAGAGAGGCCUUUUGCAUGCUCACUCUGUGGUCAAAGAUUCUUUGAGGAGCAAAAAUUAAAAAGACACACAAGAACACACACUGGUGAGAAACCUUUUGCCUGUUUAGUUUGUGGUCAAAGAUUCUCUAGGAAGGAAGGCCUAAAAAGACACACAAGAAUCCACACUGCAGAGAAGCCUUUUGCCUGCACAGUUUGUGGUAAAAGAUUCUCUGAGAAGGAAAGAUUACAAAUACACACAAGAACGCACACUGGUGAGAAACCUUUUUCCUGCUUAGUUUGCGGUCAAAGAUUCUCACAGAAGACUCACUUAAAAAUACACACAAGAAUGCACACUGGACAGAAGGCUUUUGUCUGCUCAGUUUGUGGUCAAAGAUUCACUAAGAAGGGAGAUUUAACAAUACACACAAGAAUACAUACUGGAGAGAAGCCUUUUGCAUGCUCAGUUUGUUGUCAAAGAUUCUCCCUCAAGCAAAACUUACAAUUCCACACAAGAACACACACUGGUGAGAAACCUUUUUCCUGCUCAGAUUGUUAUCAAAGAUUCUCUUAUAAGUAUCAGGUUAAGAGACACAAGUGUGCUGGUAAGAAAAGCAAUGAUCAAGAGGCUUUCAAUGUAAAUGAGUAAUAUCAAAGUAAUUGUGAUUAGUGAGUGACAAAAAUCAACAUUCUUGUAUCCUCUGCACCAUUGACAGUUUUCUCCAAAGAUCACGAUCCGACUGGGAAACUUUGAGCUAUUUUCAUUCAAUGCACAUGGCAAUUUUUCGAAAAUAUCGUGUUAAACUUUUCUUGCUACGAUCAUGUGACAAUGGUCGAGAGACGCAGGGGAGACAUUUUCUCGAGGGCCGAUGUCAUCCUCCUCGGGGAUAACUCUCAAUACAUUCUCAAUACAAUACAUUCACAAAGCACUGAUUUGGUGUUCGAAUGGCUUCAUUGGCUGCUCUGCACAGUUUUCUUAGACUUUUCACUCACAUCUACCCUGCCCUCUUUUAUUCCUUUUUCACGCUCCCGCUGCACACGCCUGCGUAAUCCCGUCUCAUUCACACAUCGUCACACACGCCCCCACACACCAGUCACUAUGAUUUGACUGGUUCGUAUGUGCGUCACACUCGCAAAUCUGCACACCUGAGGACGUAAAAUCACGUGCGUAAAGUUUGUUCCGAGUAGAAAUGCAUAUAUAUUGAAAGACAUCGCUUAUUUUGUGUAGUCUUGACCAAUGUUCCCUCUAACCUGCGCAAUUGUGAUCCAGCGCAGUGAACUGAAGUGCCUGACAUCUUUUUAUUUUUUUUUAACACGGAAGCACACGGUCUCUAACAACAAGAUGCUGCUCAGUCUUCUUCUACUUCCUAGUUUACCUGACAACGCCCCCCUCCGCUCUUAAAGGGGUACACUCAUAAUUACAAACAGAACACGUGCCCGCAUCCUUACAGUGAAGAAAAUAAGUAUUUGAACACCCUGCUCUUUUGCAAGUUCUCCCACUUAGCAAUCAUGGAGGGGUCUGAAAUUUUCAUUGUAGUUGCAUGUCCAAUGUGAGAGACAAUCUAAAAAGAAAAAUCCAGAAAUCGCAUUGUAUGAUUUUUUUUUUUUUCUUAAUUUGUGUGAUACAGCUGCAAAUAAGUAUUUGAACACCUGUCUAUGAGCGAGAAUCCUGACCCUCAAAUACCUGUUAGUCCUCCUUUAAAAGUCCACCUGAAUUAGAUGCACCUGUGUGAGGUCGUUAGCUGCAUAAAGACACCUGUCCACCCCAUACAAUCAGUAAGAAUCAAACUAGAGCUGUCCAAAUACACCAAAGACAAAAUUGUACAACCCCACACGGCUGGAAAGGCUUACAAAGAAAUUGAAAAGCAGCUUUUUGAAAAAAGGUCCACUGUUGGAGCAAUCAUUUGAAAAUGGAAGAAGCUAAACAUGACUGUCAAUCUCAAUCAGAGCGGAGCCCCAUGCAAGAUAUCACCUUGUGGGGUCUCAAUCGUCCUGAGAAAGGUGAGGAAUUGUCAGAGAUGUUCCUAGAAAAACAGCUAAGACAAGCCAGAGGACUGUAGUGAGUGAACUCAAACCAAAAAAGAUUGUCUUGCUCGCGAGGGACAGGCAGGGAGACCCACUGCAUGAGUGCGCUCCUUCAGACUGUCAAAGUGGUCAUCCCUGUCUGCUCUUUUUUUUUUUCCAAAUUGUUUUUCAGGUCAAAGGGUUUCAUGACACGGAGAGCUCACACAGUGAAAAUGCUCACACAGAUGGCUACACCAACAGCACAUAAACACUAAGGUACAUGUUUUUUCAAGGCUGCAAGAGUGUCCUGAUAACCCCACAAGAGACAAAGCAGCGCAUUGUUUAAAGACAUGUUUAUGGCAUUUGGGGGUAUCAUCUAGUAGUAUAAAAGGGAAUGUCUCCUCCCAGUGUUGGGGAGUAUCUACUUAAAGUCAGAAGGUAAACACGCUGAGAUCAGGAUGGAGACAUCGCUUCCCAGUGUUCAGGAGUAUCUGCUUGAGGUCAGCAGGGGGGGCAUCGCCUCCCAGGUGUCACUGGGUCACAUUCUAAGACACGCACGCAGCUCACAAAAAGAAUAAUUCAGACUAAGACUAACAGAAACAAGCGCAAACAAUUCUAACAAUAACCAUAGUAGUAAUUAUAUGCUUUUAUCAUGAUAACUAACAUAGUGAUUAAUUCUUUCACAGGAAUCAUCCAAGGACUACACACCAGGACUAGGUGAAUGACCUGAAAAAUGUUGAGACCAUAGUUUCCAAGGUGACUGUGUUGGUAAUACACUAAGAUGUCAUGGUUUGAAAUCAUGCAUGACACAGAAGGUUCCCCUCCCUAAACCAGCACAUGUCAAGGCCCGUCUUAAGUUUGCCAAUAACCAUUGGGAUGAUACAGAGAAGUCAUGGGAGAAAGUUUAGUGGUCAGAUGAGACCAAAAUGGAACUUUGUCCCCAUAAUUCCACGAAUUGUGUUUGGAGGAAAACAAACAAUUAGUUUCAUCUCAAAAACAACAUCCCUACUGUGAAACAUGGGGGUGGUAGCAUCGUGCCUUGGGCGUGUUUUUCUGAACAUGGGACAGGACGACUGCACUAUAUGAAGUAGAGGAUGACCAGCCAGGAAAACCAAGGUGUGGCUCCGUAAGAAGCAUAACAAGCCUCUGGCGUGGCCUUGCCAGUCUCCAGACCUAAACCCAAGAUAAAACCUUUGGAGGGAUCUGAAACUCUGUGUUUCUCAGUGACAGCCCAGAAACCUGUCUGAUCUCGAGAAGAUCUGUGUGGAGGAGUGGGCCAAAAUCCCUCCUGCAGUGUGCAAACCUGGUGAAAAACUAUAGGAAACAUUUGACCUCUGUAAUUGCAAAUAAAGGCUACUGUACCAAAUAUCAACAUUGGUUUUCCCAGGUGUUCAAAUAAGUAUUUGCAGCUGUAUCACACAAAUAAAUUAUUAAAAAAAUCAUACAUUGUGGUUUCUGAAUUUUUCUUUUUAGAUUAUCUCUCUCACAGUGGACAUGCACCUACGGUGAAAAUUUCAGACCCCUCCAUGAUUUCUAAGUGGGAGAACUUGCAAUAUAAUAAGGUGUUCAAAUACUUAUUUUCUUCACUGUACAUCCGCGGGCAUGACUGGUGGACCACGCCCGUAACUUUGUCUGUGGGCAUGAUUGACCACACCCAGACAUUUUUCAAAUGUGAGUGACUGCACCCACUGAUCUUGUCACAUUACCCCUAACAACAGUAAUCAACUCAAACAGAAGGUGCACGCAAAUACCGUAAGAACUCAAACAAAGUGCGCUUGCACGCUCAUCAAAGAAACAGAACUUCAAAAUGCUUUUGUGCCUUCUUAAGAGCCGGAUUGAAACGGGCCCGUGUUCGCCACACCUGCUCUAGAUCAGAAUCAUGAAUCAUGUUGGAUUAAUUGUUCAUAGUUAUCUCAUAUUUACUUUCGUUUGCUUUUAAAUGCUCUUUUUCUUAAUACUACAUAGCUCUGUGGGUUUCUUUUCAUGUUUUUUUUCAUGUUUUGGAUUGCCAAGUUAAUAAAAAGUGGAGAUGUAGGCAGAACGGGUUGGAGAUUGUGAAGGAGAUACAUCCCAUGUUCUCCUCGUGAGCCAGAAAGUUCCUCUUGUCUUCCUUCCUUGCUGUGUAAACCUGACAAAUCAGUUACAUUAUCAGUCAUGAAUCAGUUAAUGUCUGCAUUGUUUUUUUUUUUUUUUUUUGAUCAAGCACAUUAUCAAAAUGUUUUCCAUCAAACACUCAACACUUUGAAAAUCUCAGUUAAAUAUUUACCGAGUACUGAAGGAAUAUUCACAGUGUGAUGUCAGGAAGUGCUCAAGAUCCAGUCGCUCUUUUAUACUGUCUCCUUCUGCUCCUGUCUUUUGUAUCUUUUAUUUGUCUUUAUUUUUAUUCUUGUAUUGCUUUUAUGGAUGAACUGAUGCGGGAGGGGCUCUCCAAUUUCA